GGGCCAGUCACGGGCGCCGCCACCGCGGGAGGACGGUGACGCCUCCGGCGGGCGCCGCAGGCCGCGGCAGAGGCCUCCGGCGGGGGCGGGAGCGCCGGGCGCCGCCGCCCCCGCGCCGGGGCCGCCCCCGGGCCGCCGCAGCCCCUCCCCGGCGUGCGGGCCGGGCGGCGGGCGCCGAGGCUGCGCAGCCGGCGGCGCGCAUGGAGGCGGCCGGCGCCCCGCCGCCGCCGUUGCCGCUGCUGUAGCCGCUGCUGUAGCCGCCGCCGCCGCCGCCAUGGCGCUGGUCACGCUGCAGCGCUCGCCGACCCCCAGCGCCGCCUCCUCGGCCAGCACCAGCGAGCUGUUCUGCUCUGGAUCCAUGCUGCGCAGUCUGGGUUGCUGGAGCUGCAGGGAGAGCGUGUUCGAAGCGUGUUGUGUUCAUUGAGAAACUUGGAGAAAUUACAGAGAUAUUUGUGCUUUUCAAUGAUUUCUUUUUUUUAAGGAAUUUUUUGGGGUUCUCUUUUAGACAGAUCCCAUAGCUUAAACUAUGGAAGGGGACGAGAUCUACUGGUCAUCUGACCUACACGAAUGUAAAUGAGCUGUAACCCUGUUGCAGGCAGUGGCAUUAGGCUGGAUUUAGACUGGUGCAGGUGGAAAAGGAAUCAAAGUUGUAUGUCUCUACCUUUUCGUAUGUACCUGCACGAGGUGCUGCAUUGUAUAGGAGCACUGUCUUUGUUUAUUUAUUUAUUUUAUUAGGGUCACCACAGAGAUUUCCCUUUCCCUUGCCCAAGCCUCGCGCCUGAUGUGGUCCAAGGCGAGGCGCUUGCGGGUACUGGUGGGGCAGAUGUGCCUUGGGCACCCCGGGGAGGGCAUCAGCGCCUGUUCUGUUUGGAUGGUCCUUUCUGGCAUAAAAUUCCAUGAAAUUAUAAACAGUCCUUUUGAAAAUUAAACAAGUUGUUUUUCUUUUUAUAAAGUUAAUGUAAAAGAAAAAUCCCAUCAAGAAGUACUAAUGUUUCCCCUGAUCUUUUAUGAUCUUUACUGCAAGAACGGAUUUACAAGCCCUUCAGGGUUUGAGCCUCUGAAAAACUAUUAGAAGAUUUUUAAAACAGAAAAUGAUGGCCAAAUAUCUUUGCUAAUUGUAAAUCUUUUGCAUCCUGUCAUAACCCAUAAACCUGAAACACUUUAUAAAAUGGAUGCUGCUGUCUUCAAGAGCCUUGCAGUCGUGCCAACAGAGCAUGCCAAGAAUUUAGGGGUGUUUUAUCUGAGGAGAAAAUAGUUAAUGCACGUUUGCAAACUUGCGUGCGCUCAGCUAGCUCAGCUGCCAUCUCGCUUCCACGCCCGGUCCUCGGGGUGCUGGCGUGGGGCCGCUUGCUGCAGCUCCGGAGCAGACCGCUGCUGGUGUGCAAUGCAACGUCAAGCCUCGGAGGGAUGUUCCGGCCAAAAAGCCGAACCUCGUUGCUGAGGUUUCUGCUGUCUGCACCCUGAGUGCUUCUGUCUUGUUUUGGUUUUACCGCAGCCUUUUAAAUUAAAAUAAAAGGGCGGUCAAGUUGAAUCCAGGUCAGCUCCUGCAAAAGAUGAGCCUGGAGCAGACUCGGAGACGGUCUCUGCUGUGGAAUCUCAGCUGAUGAUUUUUGUGAUUUCACGGUCGCAUUUGUUUAGAAAAGUUUUUUCUCCCCCCUGUUGCUAUGUGACAGACCCAAACAAACACGAGGGCUGCUUGGGGAAGGCCAGAGCCCUGCCGGGCCUUCCCAGGGCCGGGGAUCUGCCCUCCGAGGAGGCUGGGGACGCCUCGCCGCUCGCUCCGCUGCCCCAUCGGCGGGAGCGCUGGGGCCUGCCUGGGGCUGCACUCAGCUGUCUUCAAUGCACAAUGUAAACAAACUAAAAAUAGAGGCCGUAUAUUGUUUUUUCUCCAGCUCUCCAUCAGCUGCAGUCAUUUUACAUGGGAUUUGUGCACCUCUUUUCCUCCAAAGGGCCAUACUGUAUAUCUGACAUCCGGGCUGCGCAGUUGCAUUUGUUUUCCUCCAGCGUUAUUUGUUCUCGUGCACUGAGGGGGAUGUGGGACAUCCUAGUUCCUGCCCGCGUGUGCACGCACACACUCAACACUUUCACCUUGAAUGUUUUACAUGACAAUAUUUGCUUAUUUUUGAAUUUUACAAAACCACUUGGAAUCAAGUAACCUUGUUGUAGCCCUAUUUGAUGUGGGUUUUAAGCUGUGCUGUUGUGCAUAACAAGAUGUGCCCUGAGUACUAGACCUGAGGGAACCUGAUUUCUUGCAGAUUUGUGUCUCUCCAGGUUACGUAGGCUCUGGUGUCCAGUACGUUGCAAGUUUGAAGGCUUUUCCUUGCUGCGGGACCAUCUCUGAGGUCUCUGCUUUGCGAGCUCUCUGAGAUCUAGCAGACCAGCCUCCCCGGACAACCUUUUGCUUUGAAGGGAUACCGCCUGGACUUUUCCAUCUAGUCAUCUUUGGAAGAAAUUAGCCACAAUAUGAUUUUUUUUCUUUUUUAAAUAGGUUUUGUCCAAAAGUUACUAGAGAAUUUGAAGGAUGUGGCUGGAAAGCAGAGCUAUGUGAAAGUGUUUCCCUGGAAAAGCAGGCUUAAGUUGGCUAGUAUGCUUCUAUUUUAAGGAAAGUAAAUGAUAGUUAAGGGUCAGUAAUGUCACCCAAACAGCCAAAUUUGUUUCCAGGUGCAAGGUUUCUGCUAGUGUCCAGGGAAGAGUUACUGUUUUAAUAAAUCCCUGCCAUUAAAAAUAGCGUAUUUAUCAGGAAUGCUGCAGAUGUAGACCUCCUGAUGGCUGAGCAGUCCCAAGGCAUCUUCCCAGCCUCAGGACAUGUCUCCUGCCAUGGGUCAGGAGCCCGCUUUCCAGGCAGAGGUGGACCUCGUCGGCGAGGUGGCAGCUCAGGGACUGUGGAGGAGGCUCUGCUGGCUGGUGAAGGCUCCCCUGGACCCAGGGAGCUGCGGAUUCGUGCCGGGUUGCUGCCUUGAGGCUUGGCCAGAAGAAGGCUGGGGUUAAGCUGCUGGAGGCUGGGACAGAGACGGGGCUAGGCAGUUUUGGCUGCAUCCACUGGAGGGCACUUGUGCUGUCGCUGCACACCAUGAGUUGCAGCAUUAAUUUAUGCCUGACUCUUUGUUAACAGUCUUUCACUUAGGACAGAUUCUGCCCUCACGUGUGCACUUAGUAAGAGUGAUAUGUGCCGCCUUGGUGACGUCUAGGUUUGCGAUCUUUAAACUGAUCUGCGCUGUAGGACCGGCUUGCAGGAUUAGGGCCUAAUAGCUUUAAAAUCCCUGUGAGCCCCUCUGUCACCCAGCACUGGGUGCUGAUUGCUUAUAUGGUUAGGGAAUCUCACUUAUCCCUGGAAUCAGUGAAAAAAAUAAUCCCCUCCCACCAAACAGCCACCCAAACCCUUUUAUUGCAGUGAUUGCACCAGCGAUGGUGCGUGAGGAUCUUUUGAAGUUGUAAUAUGGCAACGAACAGCAUGUAACUUGCUCUGUAUCCUUCUUUUCUCCCCUCAGCUGGAGGUUGGCAGUGAUGAAGAACGUAAAUUAAAUGUGAGCCUGAGCGAGAGCUUUUUCAUGGUGAAAGGAGCGGCCCUUUUCUUGCAGCAAGGAAACAGUUCCCAGGGCCAGCGAAGUCUUCAGCAUCCUCACAAGCAUGCAGGUGAUUUGCCGCAGCACCUCCAGGUGAUGAUCAACCUCCUCCGCUGCGAGGACAGAAUCAAACUGGCUGUCCGUUUGGAAAGUGUGUGGACAGACAGAGUCCGGUACAUGGUGGUUGUGUACAGCAGCGGGCGACAGGACACGGAGGAGAACAUUCUGCUGGGAGUGGAUUUCUCCAGCAAGGAGAGUAAAAGCUGCACUAUAGGAAUGGUUCUUCGGUUGUGGAGUGAUACUAAAAUCCAUCUCGAUGGUGAUGGUGGCUUCAGUGUGAGCACCGCAGGGAGAAUGCACAUCUUCAAGCCAGUGUCAGUGCAAGCCAUGUGGUCUGCUUUACAGAUCCUCCAUAAAGCCUGUGAGGUCGCAAGAAGGUACAACUACUUCCCUGGUGGAAUGGCCUUGGUCUGGGCCACGUACUACGAAAGCUGCAUCAGCUCCGAUCAGAGCUGCAUCAAUGAGUGGAACGCAAUGCAGGACUUGGAGUCUACUCGCCCGGACUCUCCAGCUCUGUUUGUUGACAAGCCGACUGAAAGGGAACGAACAGAACGGCUCAUUAAAGCCAAACUGCGGAGCAUCAUGAUGAGCAAAGACCUGGAAAAUGUGACUUCCAAGGAGAUACGAAAUGAGCUGGAGAAACACAUGAAUUGCAACUUGAAAGAAUUCAAGGAAUUUAUAGACAAUGAAAUGCUGCUUAUCCUGGGUCAGAUGGACAAACCGUCUCUGAUUUUUGAUCAUUUAUAUCUGGGGUCUGAGUGGAACGCCUCCAACCUCGAGGAACUGCAGGGCUCCGGCAUUGACUACAUUUUAAACGUGACCAGGGAAAUAGAUAACUUUUUCCCUGGUUUGUUUGCAUAUCAUAAUAUCCGGGUGUAUGAUGAGGAGACAACAGACCUCCUGGCUCACUGGAAUGAGGCGUAUCACUUUAUAAACAAGGCCAAGAAGAAUCACUCAAAGUGCCUGGUGCACUGCAAAAUGGGUGUUAGCCGGUCAGCAUCUACUGUUAUAGCUUAUGCAAUGAAGGAAUUUGGCUGGUCCCUGGAAAAAGCCUAUAAUUAUGUGAAGCAAAAACGCAGCAUUGCAAGACCAAAUGCAGGCUUCAUGAGACAGCUUUUGGAAUAUGAGGGCAUUUUAGAUGCAAGCAAGCAGCGGCACAAUAAGCUGUGGAAACAGCAGGCAGAGAGCAACAUCCCGCAGAACACGGAUGGCACCACAGGGUCGGGUGAAUUCUUACUCGAAAGCCUGGACAUUGACCUAGAAAAUCGCCUAGCCGACCUGGACACGCCUUCACAGUCAGCGUACCUGGACAACCGAGCCAGCACAGACGUGGCUGUGGGGUUCAACUACUGCUUCCGGCGCCUCUCGGACACCUUGCUGGAGAACAAGGUGCCCAGUGACAGGGAGGGUUUUUUCCAAGUGGAGGAGCUGGAGCGGGACGCGCUUGCAGAGCAUACUGACUCGCUGGUGGGACAGCCUCUGUCUGCGUCUUCUGAUGGGAGGGUGGAGACAGCGAAAGUGCUGGAGACAGCAGAGCCGGCAACGGAGCUGAGCGGUUUCUGUGAGAAGGAAGUGAAGAAGAAACUAGAAUUCAGCCCUCGGAAGGGAAGGAUAGUGCCAGGCCCCAGGGAUCUGGGGGAGGAUGGUGUCAGGGAGGAAAAUCCUAUGGAGAAGUGGAAGCGUCGCUUAUCCGUGCACAAGGAGGAGAGCAGGCUUAAUAGAGAGAACUUGAAUAACAACAACAGCAAAAGGAGUUGCCCGGAGGAUUUUGAGCAUGAUGCCGUCUUUGGGAUCCUCAGUAAAGUCAAGCCUUCCUAUCAAUCUUGCGCUGACUGCAUGUAUUCCUCGGCCAGUUUGUCUCCCGAGUCUUUUGGGGAGCAGUGUGAAAAGCUGAAUUCAGGCACUGCACGUCGCAGCUCCACCAUCUGCACACAACCGGCUCUCCUCUCCCACAUCACUUCCAACUUGGCAGACCACCUGCCCAGCAAGUCCCAGUCCGAGGAGGUAAUCAGAACUAAAAAUAAUGAGAGUCCGCUUCCUCUCUCAGCAGGGACUGGUACUUUGGAAGCUGGUACUUGCAAAUCGGUGGUUGAUCAACACUACAGUAUUUCAGAGAAAGGAAAAGAUGCACCAAAAACCCUUGUCAAAACUCUGCUGGCCAAGAGCAACUCACACUGUGACAAGAGCCCCCUUGCUGCAGAAGUGGUAAAGGAAGACUCCCUAGCCAGAAAGGACAGCAAGCCCACGAAGGAUCUAAAGUACUUGUUGUUCAGUAAAGACUUGGAAAAGCCAAGUGCAAACAGUUACUUGAUGCAGCAUCAGGAGUCUCUUAUUCAGCUGCAGAAAGCAGGCUUGGUUAGAAAACAUACCAAAGAACUCGAGCGUUUGAAAGGCAUCCCGUCGGAAGCCUCGUCGCUGUUCAGAGAGACCCCCAUGAGCAGAGCUGACUCUGGCAUUGUGGAAGAAAGCCAGGAUUUGGUUUCGCAUCAUGCCCUAGUACCACUUCUGGGGCCAGUGCCCCUGAUACCUGAAGACGCAGAAGACGAUGUGGAGAAGUUAGAGGCCAAACGCGCCGUGGAGGGAGUCUCUCAGAAGACCUCCACACCCGUCAUGUAUAGGUUGGAGCACACGAGCAGUUUCACAAAGGACUUUCUGAAGACCAUCUGCUACACGCCGUCGUCCUCCCGGAGCUCCAACCUGACGCGGAGCUCCAGCAGCGACAGCAUCCACAGCGUGCGGGGGAAGCCCGGCCUGGUGAAGCAGCGAACUCAGGAAAUCGAGACCAGGCUGCGGCUGGCUGGUUUGACUGUUUCUUCUCCUCUGAAAAGGUCCAAUUCUCUCGCCAAGCUAGGAUGUCUUAACUUGUCCUCUGAGGACUUAUCGAGUGACAUGGAUGUGUCAACCAUCACGGACUCGAAAGAAGCUGUUUCAAGCGAGUCUUCCGUGCUCUGUGAGCCACAAUCCACUCUGAGGAGUGCAGAUGUCAGCUCCACACUGGUAGCGAAGUCGACUGUGGGAAACUUGAAGAAUACGCUUUGGAUGGGCAAAAGUUGAUGCUGUCUGCCGGGGGAGUGAGGGUGGUUCGGAUUUUUGUUUUUUUAAGGCAUUUAUUCAUUGCACCAAUGCAGUUUUAUCAUCUGACUGGCGGUAGUUCAUCUGAUGCCACCUCUUCCUCCCCUCUUUGUAUCCUAAGUGGGGAGAAAAAGAAACAUAAUGGAUCGUGAUGAAGGGCACAAGGAAAAAUAAAAUGUAUUGCAUGGCUUAGAAGAGGACUUUGUGUGAACUGCCUGUUGUCCUGCAGGAUGCUAUUUCUAGUACUGUUUGCCAAGUAUAAUAAUGUGUUUUCGUGUGUGUGCAUAUAUAGAUAGAUACUUUAUCUAUUUAUCUAUCUAUAUAAAUUGCUGAAAUAUUCUGUUUGAAACUCGCAACAAAAUAAUUAGUCAUGACUUUUUUUGAUACUUUUUUCUUUUUUUUACAAAACAAACACAAGUCUCUAGUUAAAACAGGCACUUGUGGAAGAAUCCUUAAAAUGGUGACAUGAACACUACCUCUGUUUUGCCGACUUCUGCUCUUGGUUUGUUUUCUUUUUAAAGGGUUUUCCCACAAUACUUACCAUUUUUUUGAAGGUAUUACCUUAACGUUAACUGUAAAGACCUGAAAGAGUGUUGAGACUAGGCUUUUCUGCACUGAGUAAUCUAGCUAUGAAGUCAAGUGAAGGAGUGUAAAGCUGUGUUCGUAUUGAGUGUGUGAUCUGCUGACGUUAGUCCUUCUUUACUGUAUAACCAGGUGAAUUGUCAUCGUCUUCUGUUGAUAACAGCAUGACAUCUAGACUGUAUCGUUGUUGAAGGCUUACGUUAAAGUGGACAGACGUCUUGUUCUUUGGGUGUUUUUGCUGUUGUGGUUUGUAAUGUCCCAGUGAUAAUGACAAGCCUGGCCAGUAAGCGACCGUGAACCCUAGUGAAACGUUGUCAUGCUGUAUCAGUGUUGUGGUUCCUGUGCUGGAGACCCUUCUUCAUUGGGCUGUUGGUGGCAUGUGCUGCAGGCAAGAUAACUGAGCCGUCUCCCGCUCCGAGGGAGAACGGCGGCUCUCGUGGUGUGCUAUGCAUUUGAAAGCUGCGUAGGCAAUAGGCAAAUGUGUAACUUCUCUGAUUAUUGGUAUUGUUUUUGGUAGAACCGUUCCUGCGUCCUAGGUUUCCCCGCAGCCUAGGAGGCUGUUCCGAAACUCGUGCUGUGUGAAGUCCAAGGAGUUAUUGAUGCUGGCUGGCAGGAGGCUGCACGCCCCGGAGCGGGGAGGCCGUGUCUACGUGUCCCAGCUCUUGUAGGGCUGCACCAGCCUCUUGCCAAUGCUGACAGAGCUGUAAAUCCUGCUCUCGUGUGGGUCUGCGUGCAUCCCGUGGGAGAAGCGGAGGUUGGGUACCCGGGACGGGCAAAGGCACAGCCGGGCGCAGUAGUUCUCCUGGCCUCCCUGCCCAGCUGCAGCCGUGCUCGUGGUUAAACAGCAUCUGGUGCUUCUGCACGGCGCUGCAGCUGCGGCUGGCGAGACUGGCUCAGUCCUGCCCCCUGAAACCGCUGGCUUCUGCCAGGCAGGAUUUGGCUGCUCCAGAGCAAAGCCCUGCUGCAGAGACCCUUCGGCAGCUGCCUGGGACCUGCUGCCUGCGCAGCAUCGAGGGUCAGCUCAGAACUGGUCUGCUCCUCCUCCGCUCCCGGGAGAGCCCUGAGGAACUCCCCUGGGAACCUGAGCGUAAGUCUUGGGCGCAGACCUCAGGGUUCAGUCCCUGGCAGCCAGACAGAAAAAUGGGGUCAUUCCAGAAAGAAAUGAAUAUUGAAGGUGUGGGUGAGGUUUCCUUUCAGAGAAGAGCAGGCAUGACCUGAAAGGAAGUAGACGUAGGCUGACCGCGUUCUCUGCAGAGCGUCGGGGCCGUGGCCUGCCGGGUGUCGCGUAGUGAUGCUGCCGGGGAAGCGCUUCCCUUCCCGGGCCGGCGGCUCUCCUGGAUGGUUCCCUCACUCUUCCUCUUGCUGCCGUGCAGUGGGAGACGCUUGAAAUGCAGCAGUUCACUGAUGCUAUAUGAAACGCACGUUUUCUUGGGCUGUUUUGGGCAGCCAACCUGAGAGCGUGGCUGGAGGACUGCUCGGUGCUGGGUGCUCCUGCCAGCUCCGGAGGGAGGAGCUCGGAAGGAGCGCGGGGGACGUGCUCCUGAUGUCGGUGCUCUCAGAGUCCCGCUGAAUGUGAAUUGGGUUUAAACUUUGCAGUGACUCAGGCACUUUUGCAAAUGUGAUGGUUGCUUGCUCAUUUGGGAUAAGGUUUUGAAGCAGGCUUUGGGGUCAAAGCAGACCUUAGAGCUCAGCGAUGGCGAACUGAUCGAUUUGACGUACUGCUCGUUUGGUAACCGGGCUGCGAGUCUGAGCUCUCCAAAAGGUACAAAUCCCCAUCGAAAGCCAUUCUUGCAAAUCUACUUCUUAGGGCAGGGUGGAGAGCAGGGCUGCAAAUAGUAAAACUCAGCCUGUAUUAAUCAAAAACUCAAUGUCUUGAGAAAGCGAGCCAUGUGUUUUACUGUCCCGAACACCUAGAGUUUACUUUUUUUUUCCCCUUAACCAGAAGACCGCACAUUUUUGUGUUAGUGUGAGGAAUUAUAUGGACUGGGAAUUGGUAAAUAAACAUCUCUCCUUAAAGAGUCCUAAAUGUUAUGUACACCUUUAGCUUAGGGCGCACUUCCUAUCGCCAUCGUGAGAGAUGGUUUGAAGCAAAAGCUUCUGUGCGAGGGACCUCGGGAAACGGGCAGGAGUUGUGCGUGUGACGUGCUGGGUCACUUCCAGAGUCGGCCCUUCCCUGGUUGCCCCGCGUGUCGCUUCCAGGCUACCAGGAGUCUGAGGUAUCUUGAACUUGGAUCCUGUGAUUGACAGAUCGGUCCUUUUCACUGCCCCCUCACCCCCAUUUUUUUUGCGUAUUUUGGAAAUCAGAAGUGACUGGUUCCGUUCUGUGCGCUGUGCCUCCCUGGUGCACGCAUCCUGCCCCUCUUCCCGGCUCAGACAUCUCACCGAACUCUCCUUCCCUAACGUCAGAGUCCCACGAGUGCAUUUGCAAGCCCACGUCUACUGUAAUACAUUUCCUGUAUUUGUAUGAUUUUUACUAUGCUUGUUUGUACCUAGAUUCUUGUUUAUAGGUGAUGGCAAAGAGCUGGGAGGCACCUAGGAGGCCACCACGCUGUCUCUGAUGCCUGCAGGGCUCUUGAGGGUUUGCCAGUAGCGUCUGCUAGAACAACCACGGUGGAUGGCUGCUCUUAUUUGCCGUUCUGCUCCCAGUUGCAGUGCUGCAGCUCGCGGCACUGCACGGGUUUGGGCACGGCACAGCGGUCAGUCUUGAAGCUUGCGAGGGCAGUUGCAGUCGCUCCUGCUCUCUGUACAUGAGUUGUGCUCGCGCUCUAGGGCAGCUGCUCCUGGAAGAGCCGCUGUCCCCGCGAUGCACGUCCUUGCUUGGGAUGGUGCUGCCUGGUGAAGCUGGGAUGGGGAGGCAGAGCUCAGCCUGGCUUGCAUUUUUCUUGUCUGUUUUCCCAUGUUGUAGGUUUUUUUCUUUUCUUCUUCUUUUCCUCUUCCCCCGGGCACGCGCAGCUCUAGGACUGGCCCCUACCCGAGCGCCUGCAGCAGACCCUCGAUUCGCAGCGAGGGACGGCCGCUCAGGCCCGUGUGUGCGCGAGAGCUGCACAACUCGUUGCAUUGUCGCUGUCGCCCCGUGGGGCCCGGCCCCACACACGGCAGGGGCUCCGGUGCGUUGCCCCAGCGUCGCAGCUGGCCUGGGGCGGAGGACGGCCAGACCGGAGCAUCGCCCCGCGGGGACCAGCCCCGAGCGGGAGGAGCAGAUGCCGAUGCGCCGGUGCCUCUCGGUGCUGCGGAUAACGUUCCCGCGCGCUCCCGCUGACCGGUCACGGGAAGAAGUGGGGCUUUGACUCGAACGAGUUCAGAAAAAUUCCCAGGUCUUAAAUGAUGCAAGUGAACAUAUGUAUUUCUUCCUGUUUUCUUGAGUGCCUGCCAAAUCCUGCUGCAUACGAGCGCCUGCGUUCCCAGGGCGCAGCUCUGCGCGACCGCCUCUCCUGUGCGGCGGUACCGAAAACCUGCUGCGUGGACUCAGCUGUCGUUAGAGCAUGACUGUGUCACCAGUCCCACAAUUUAGCUCGUCAGACUUGAAGCUCUGUUGCUGCUUAACGCAACGCGAUGCUGUCGGGAUAGAGACGUAGUUUAUUAUUGGCUGUUUUCAAGGCCAAUGUGCGUUGGAAGCAUUAGCGUGCCAUGUCCAAGGUCUUGUAGCCAAACCUAUGAUGCUUGCAGACUCCGUUAGACUUGUUGCAUGAGAAAGUAGAUGUUUUUUCCUCUCCCAUGUAUUGUAAUUGUUCUUUUACAAUUGAGUGCCUUAAUAAUAGUUUACAAAUACUGUGUAUUUUUGCUGAGCUGUUAAACUCUGCUGUUUGCUCUUCAUUUUUUGGUGCUUUUGGUGUUUCCAGUGGCAGUAAGACCAUUGCUACUUCUGUGUAUCGACCUUUCAGUCCUCCCAUCGCUGCUGAGCUCAGAGUUGCUAACCGCUUCCCUCUUGCUCUGUAUAUGGCAAAACCAACGGGGCGUAUUACGAAAAUGCCACGCGGCUUGUGGCUCCUGGUGCCCCGGUGCCGCCGUGUCCGGUUUAUCUAUGCAUCGCUGCGGGAGCGCAGGCGGGGGAUGCCCGGCGAGACGUUCCAAAGACCGAGGGCCACGUUCUGCUCGGUGGAUUUCCAGGUGUAAUCCAAACCAAGUCACGCUCUGAUGUAAAACCUGAAAUGCACAAAACUGGCACCUUAUUUCCAGUCUAUGCUUCGUCAGUCUGUGUUAUAGCAAUAGCCGUCUUUCUGGUUGUCCUUUCUCUAUAAAAGCGUUCUUUACUCGGUAACGUCACUCUGUUCAUGUUGCGGACAUUUGUCCGCUCUCCGCACGGGGAGGCGGCUCCGGAGCUGGGAGGCAGAGACCGUCCUCGGUAGGUAGUGACCAUAAAUCCAGAGAGGAGUAGGUGGGUGAGUAACUCGUAGCUGUUUCGAUGCAUUGCUGUACUCUAUGAUAACAAUGUUACUUUUAUUUCAUUGUAUUUCUUAAUUCCGGUUUUAUAUUUAAAUAUGCAGUAUCUUUUGUACUGUACGUUUGCGGUAGGGGAUGCAUAAUGCACUUUUUUUUACUUUUGUUUGUAAAAAAUGUACUGUAUAUUUUAUGUGCUUCUUGUGAGGAAAAUAAACUUUUUUUUUUCCUUUUACAAAUGA
This is a messenger RNA of Dromaius novaehollandiae (emu), 11896 nucleotides long. It is a transcript of the gene SSH1, whose product is annotated as slingshot protein phosphatase 1. Gene Ontology annotation, molecular function: actin binding; protein tyrosine/serine/threonine phosphatase activity. The record is from RefSeq and is a predicted model, not a curated record. Lineage: Eukaryota; Metazoa; Chordata; Aves; Casuariiformes; Dromaiidae. The coding region runs from base 3549 to 6677 and encodes 1042 amino acids. The transcript has 15 exons. Gene Ontology annotation, biological process: protein dephosphorylation; actin cytoskeleton organization; negative regulation of actin filament polymerization. Gene Ontology annotation, cellular component: cytoplasm.